This is a messenger RNA of Fraxinus pennsylvanica, 534 nucleotides long. Lineage: Eukaryota; Viridiplantae; Streptophyta; Magnoliopsida; Lamiales; Oleaceae. The record is from the annotation of a GenBank genome assembly.
AUGCUCCAUGACAUGCGCCAGACAAGAUUCAAGGACCAGCUCAAUAUCCUAAUUUACUGUAAAUAUUCUGGUUGUAAUAUUGUAACGUUCCCUGUAGGCCGCAUCCAUCGACUCCUGAAGUCGAGAGUUACUGCUCAAGGAAGAGUGGGUGCGACGACUGCUGUCUAUUCUGCAGCUAUUUUAGAUUUUCCCUGCUGCUUGGUGGUGUUCAGCCCUGACCGCAAACCCCAACAAAGGGCUGGCAUUCUAGAGCAUGCUUUGUUGAUCAGCACCACAACCAUCACCCACCGCCUCCAAUCGUACUACAAAACUACUGAGCUUGCAGCGACGCACAAGCUUGUGGAGGGUGGUUGGGGAUGGAGGCGUCUUGUUGGCGGCGCUGCAGCACCUCAACUUCGCCGCAAUGAGCUUCCAGCGACGCACAAGCGAUCUCGAGAAACUCCGGCGAGAAAAGCAGCAGGUCGCCGGAAUCUAGAGGGUGGGGGUGUCCGGAAUCUAGAGGGUGGGGAAGAAGUCGACCUAAUUUUUGGGUAA